AUGUCAUUUAUAAACAUAGUACACGAAAAGAUAAUUGUAUUUUAUCCAGAUCCAGUGCCAAAAAUACACAAUAGAACUGUUGAACGAGUGAAAAGCCAAAUAUUUAAAAAAGUUAAAAAUUCAGAAAAUGGAGUAAGAGACAUUAAAAUCGAAGGAUAUUCUUUACACUUUUUGUCGGAUAAUACAAAAACAACUGGAGCAUUUCUAAUCACCAUAGGAGAAAACUAUCCAACAAGAUUUGCAAAUAGCCUAUUAAGUGAACUGGUCAAACUAGUUCUCACGAACGGAUAUAAAAAAAAUGAUACCAAUUAUGGUCUUCAAAAUCAGCUAAAACUUGAUUUGGCUCAAAUAUUUAACAAAUUUGAUAAAGUUGUCGAAACGGAUGGAGUUACAAUAGUUAAGAUAAAGACGGAUUAUGCCAAGGCUAAGGUAGACCAGAGUCUUCAAGAAGUGUUUAAAAGCGUUGGAAACGUAAAACUACUGCAAGAAAGCUCCGUGAAACUUGCGGACAAAUCUCAAGGGAUGCUCGAAUCGACUAAGAAAUUGAGUUCAUUUUAUACAAACAGGAGACUCUUCGCUAUCCUUGGAAUAACUCUCGGUUCAGUUGCAGUGGUUGGCACAGUUGUAGGUCUGGCAAUUUACUUCAGAAAGAAGGCUUAA
Theileria orientalis strain Shintoku is the source of this 660-nucleotide messenger RNA. RefSeq lists its product as hypothetical. Bases 1 to 660 code for a protein of 219 amino acids. Lineage: Eukaryota; Apicomplexa; Aconoidasida; Piroplasmida; Theileriidae. The transcript has 7 exons. The record is from RefSeq and is a predicted model, not a curated record.